AUGGCUUUCUCUCGCUCGGUUACCUCCCUCCUCCGAACUUCACGGCACAUUGUCACUCCUGCUCGAGGUGUUAAUCCUGUCAACAAGGUCUUUGGUCAUGACAGAUUCGGCGCCAGAACCUAUGCUGCCGUAUUCGAGCGAAACAAGCCGCACGUAAAUGUCGGUACAAUCGGCCACGUCGAUCACGGCAAGACUACCCUCACCGCCGCUAUUACAAAACGACAAGCAGAGAAAGGCCUUGCAUCCUUCCUAGAAUAUGGAGCCAUCGACAAAGCUCCGGAAGAGCGGAAACGUGGGAUCACCAUCUCAGCGGCACAUAUCGAAUACCAGACCGAUGCACGCCACUAUGCUCAUGUCGAUUGUCCGGGUCACGCUGAUUACAUCAAGAACAUGAUUACGGGAGCGGCCCUCAUGGACGGUGCUGUCGUGGUCGUUGCUGCAAGUGAUGGACAAAUGCCCCAAACCCGAGAACAUUUGCUUCUGGCACGUCAAGUCGGUAUCCAACGAAUCGUCGUCUUUGUCAACAAGGUCGAUACCGUUGAAGACCCUGAAAUGUUGGAACUCGUGGAAAUGGAGAUGCGAGAACUUCUAAGCCAUUACGGUUUCGAGGGAGAGCAAACGCCUAUCAUCUUUGGUUCCGCUCUAUGCGCACUUGAAGGCACGAAACCCGAAAUUGGCGUGGACAAGAUUGACGGCCUUCUUAAUGCUAUCGACACCUGGAUCCCGACUCCGGAACGAGACACGGAAAAGCCGUUCUUGAUGUCAAUUGAGGAAGUCUUCUCCAUUGCCGGUCGAGGCACUGUCGCUUCCGGUCGUGUAAAGCGAGGUAUUUUGAAGAAAGAUUCCGAUGUCGAGAUCGUUGGUCUCAAUGAGCAGCCGAUCAAGACCAGAGUUACAGAUAUCGAAACCUUCAAGAAGUCUUGUGACGAGUCUAGAGCUGGUGAUAGCUCUGGCCUUCUCUUGCGUGGGGUCAAGCGUGAAGAUAUCAAACGGGGAAUGGUUGUCGCGGUACCGGGAACGGCCAAGGCUCAUCAAGAGGCUCUGGUGUCAAUGUAUGUUUUGACCGAAGAAGAAGGGGGAAGAAAGGCCGGAUUCACCGUCAACUACAAACCCCAAUUUUAUCUUCGAACAGCCGAUGAAUCAGCCUCUUUGGCGUGGCCUGAAGGAACCGAAGAUACCAGCAGAAUGAUCCUACCCGGUGAUAACGUUGAAUUGGUCGUCAAAACUCAGCACCUACUUUGCAUGGAACCCGGCGAACGAUUCAACAUCCGAGAAGGUGGAAGGACCGUGGCAACCGGUCUAAUCACGAGAGUCCUGAAAUAA
Molecule: messenger RNA, 1323 nt
Organism: Rhinocladiella mackenziei CBS 650.93
Lineage: Eukaryota; Fungi; Ascomycota; Eurotiomycetes; Chaetothyriales; Herpotrichiellaceae
Product: translation elongation factor Tu
Exons: 4
Coding region: 1-1323 (440 amino acids)
Biological process (GO): mitochondrial translational elongation
Cellular component (GO): mitochondrion
Molecular function (GO): translation elongation factor activity; GTP binding; GTPase activity
Source: RefSeq, a predicted model, not a curated record